AUGUUACUUCAACAAAUUUGCCCAGGAAAAUCUAAUGGUCAUAUUCAAAGUUUUUAUACUGCACUUUGGGAUAAUACUCGUUAUAUUAUAUAUGGGGCCGCAAAUAAAAUUGUAAUACACAAUGGGGAUUUUAUUCAUCUACAAACAAUUGAUGUUAGUAAUAAUCUGAAAAGUAAUGAUGACCAGCAAAAUGAUGAAAUUAUUUCUGUAGGAAUGUCAGAAGAUAAUGGAAAGAUUGCAGUUACAUUUGGCACUAAAGUUGUUUUAUUUGAACCUUCUUUGUAUGAUAUGUCAGCCAGAUGGAAUUUAUCAAAAGUAUUGCUUCAUGACUGUUCUAUCUAUUGUACAUCUUGGGGCAAUAAUAAUGGCCAGCUUUUGGUUGGUGGUGAUAAAUUUAUAAUUUGGCAAUCACAAAACUCUAAUAAUCAAAACAUUUCAACUUUUUGGGAAAAAAUUUGGGAACAAGAACUUGGUUCAAAAAUAAUUCAUAUGCAAAUUUCACCAGAUAAUAAACUUAUUGCUACUAUCGGGAAGCAUGAUAGAUUGGUAAAAGUCUGGUGGCUUUAUAAAUCUGUUGAAACUAAAACUUUGAAAUCUAAUUUCAAUGAUGGUUUUGAUCGUUAUACUCCUAUACAUUGGAUACACCCUAAAGAAUUCUUACUUUCUAUACAAAUAGCUCUUGAUUCUUUAGAAGGUGAAUUGGAUGAUUCAGUAAUUGGUGCUCGUUUAAAAAAAUUUCAAAAACUUGCUCUUGAUACUCCUGAUCUAUUCUAUCAGAUUCAACAUGAUGGUACAAUGAUUAUUUGGGGUAUACGGAACCUUUAUUGUAGACCACGUCGUAUUCCAAAAGUAUUUGUUUUGCUUCGUAUAAACCCAGGAGUCCCAUUAUCUGAUGUUGAAUAUUUUUUUGGAAGUACUGCUAUUUAUCAUGAAAAAGCAAAUAAUAUUUCUUUUCAAUGUUUAGUAGAACUCACAAUAGUAGCUCAAAAUAAUCAAGGUCGCAUUAACUGCUAUGCAAUUAGACUUGUUGAUUUAUUUGAUUUAAAACAAAAUUCUUCACCAUUGAAUCUUAAAAAUUCGUGGACUGGCCAUCACAGUGACAUCACAACAAUUAUCAAAGCUCCUAGGACUGAUAGUUUUGUAUCACUGGCAAAAGAUGACGAAAUCAUUUUAUGGGAUAUAAAUAAUACCGAAAAAAACUCUCAAUUCAUAGUUGAAAAAUCGCCUUUUUCAAUUGAUUCUAAAAUAAAACUUGUUUGUGUUUUACCAGAAUAUGAUCCUUCCUUUGAAUUAAUGUCUUUAUUUUCUUUUGAACUCACCACUUCUUCAACCACCACCACUUCAACCACACCACAAGAAACAACAAAAGAUUUAUCAAAAACUUAUAUUGCUGGAGUUAGCUCUCAUCAAAAUAUAGUUUUUUGUUGGAACAUCAUACAAAAUUCACAAGACACUCUUCCUCCAACAACAGCAGCAGCAACAAUUCAAUCCAAAUUUAUCUCAAAAUCAAAACUUCCAAUCACAAAUAAGAUAAUUGGUGCUGUAGCUGUUGAACAAUGGACUGGUAUACAUUCAAGAUUGUAUAGAGUAACAAGAGGUCUAAGUCCUCCUGUAAUUUUAACUUUUACUGAUGAUGGUUAUAUUAGAUAUUGGCAAUUUAUUGAUAUUGAUUGGUUAUACACCUCAAAUGCAGAAUUGGUACUUGCUAUUGCAACUUCUCAAAAAAUAUCUAUUUAUACUCGUAAACAUUAUACAAAUAUACAAGCAUCAUGGACUUUGAUUUCAGAAAUUGAUAUGAAUAAUCAAGGCUCACUUAUUGUUGCUAAUGGUAAUCAAUUACGUUGUUACAAUAAAUGGUUAAGUAGAGAGGACCUUAAGAAAGUGUUAAAUAUAACUGGUGUUAACAAAUAUCCAACUUUGUUUCAUGUUGUCGACUAUUUAAAUGGACCAUUACCUCAUCAUCAUCCAACAUUAUUGAUACAACAUAUUUUAUGGGGUAGAAUGGAACUUGUUAAACAGAUACUUGCACAUCUUUAUAAAUAUAUGAAGUUAUUGUUAAGUUACGAUAAACCAAUUACAACAAUUCUUCCCAUGCCUUUUGAUAAAUUAUUUGGAGAAGACAAAACGACAUCAACUAUUAAGACACGUCGUUACAGCCUUUUAUUUGAUGAAGAUAGUGAUGAUGACGGAUCUCAAGAAUCCACGCUUGAGUUUACCCAAGAAGUAGCUGAAUUCUUAAGUGAAAAAUUAAAAUCGAUUUCACUCCCAGAUUUAUCACACGUCGAACAAGCACAAUUACUUGCUUUAGUUGAUACUAUAAUACAAGUUGAAAGUCAAAAAAGAAGUUUAGACGAAAACGGUGUUAGAUAUGUAUUAUUUAUGCGUCGAUAUCAUUAUUUACAUCGUUCUAAAUUAACAUCUGCUAUAAGCUCAUCAGAAUUAAGUUUUCGAGAUAUGGCUUGGGCAUUACAUAGUGAAUCUCAGGAUUUAUUGAUUGAAUAUAGUACAAUGGCUUCUGGUGGUAAAUUCUUUUGGAAGGAUGCCAGAGUUCAUGGAAUUUUUUUAUGGAUUCGUAAUAUUGAUACAAUUCGUCAACAAAUGGAAAUAAUAGCACGUAAUCAUUAUAUGGCAAAAGAAGAAAGAGACCCUACAGAUUGUUCAUUAUUUUAUAUGGCUUUAAAAAAAAAAAAAUUAUUAUUGGGAUUAUGGAGAACUGCCAAUCAUCAUAAGGAACAAGCUGUGAUGUUGAAAUUUCUUGCAAAUAAUUUUGAUGAAUCAAAAUGGAAAACUGCUGCUUUAAAAAACGCUUAUUUAAAAGAUGCUGUAAAUGUUUGUUUGAAAUAUUUAGAUGAUUUUCAUUUAGCUAUUGCUAUUUGUCGUGUUUAUGAAGGUGAUAGUGGACCUGUACUCACAAGUGUUUUUAAGGAACAUAUUAUUCCACUUGCUGUUAAAACUGGUGAUAGAUGGUUGGCUAGUUUAUCUUUUUGGUUUCUAAACCAACGAGAUAAAGCUGUAAAAGCUAUAAUGUUACCUCUAGAAACUUUAUGUGACGCAGAUCAAACAGUGCCAGAAUCGCAAAUUUCUACAUCAAAUUCACCUGAUGCAGCACUUAUAGUUCUAUACAAACAAUUAAAAGAAAAAUCUGUACAGACACUUAGAGGAGCAGCAGAAAUCUCGGCAGAAACCGAGUUUUUCUUUGUGUUAAGAACUAUUUUUGCCUAUGAUAGGAUCGGGUGUCCAUUAUUAGCACUUCAUCUUGUUAAGUCAUGGACUUUCCCACCAGAAGAAGUAUCACUUUCAAAAAAUCCAAAUCAUAUCUUGAGAUCUAGACGUAGAACCACCAUUCUCGAUAUACCAUUACCAAACGAUGAUCCUAUUUCAAGCGGUGUAGUAAGUAUUGAUACUUGGAGUUGGGAUCCACCAAUUACACCUACUUCUCCUGAAGCCAGUAAAUCGAUUACAGAUAAAGCUAUUGAUGCAUUUUCAGAUGAGCCGCAGCAUAUACGACAUCAAAGAGUUGGCUCAUUCUCAAGAAAAACAUCAUUAGAUUUUAAUAACAAUUCAUUAAAUAAUGAAGAUGACGAUAAUAAUAUUUGGAGUUGGAAUAGCCCUAAAUCAUUUCAAAAUUAUGUUAAAAGAUUGGCUCAGCAACUUUUAAAUGCCGUGGAAAUAAUUUCAAAGGAUCCAGAACUUUUUAAUAAUAGUUCUUAUUAUAGUGAUUAUAUUAAUAAACUUGAACAAGGACUAAGUUCAAUUUGUAAAUCUGUAAAAAUAAUCUAUAUCAUCAUUAACCUUAAAUCUCUAUUCCUUUCUUUUACAAGAUGUCUUGAAACAGAUGCUUAUGAUUUAUUAGAACAUUUUAAAUCGUAUAAAGAGGAUAAUAAAUCUAAAAAGAGUUCAAGUGCUUACUCAUAA
Messenger RNA from Entrophospora candida, 3915 nucleotides. The record is from the annotation of a GenBank genome assembly. Lineage: Eukaryota; Fungi; Glomeromycota; Glomeromycetes; Entrophosporales; Entrophosporaceae.